UAAUAGAAUCAGACGCGCAGUAGUUCAAGGAAACUAUCUCUCUAUAUAUACAGGCACCUAUAAGUUUAUAACUCAUAAAAUCAAACCAAGCGCCUGAUCUUGUUAUCCCCGUAUGGCUCGCAACAAAAUGAAGCCCUCAUUUACCUUCUUUCCAGUACUUCUUUUGCUUCUCACUCUUUUCUCUCUUUCCUUUAGAUCCAUAGAGGCUCGGUCACUAUUUGCAUGCAACCCUCAGGAGGAGCUGACGAGGAACCUCGGCUUCUGUAAGGCAUCGCUGCCUAUACAUGUGAGAGUAAGAGACUUGAUCGGGCGGUUGACAUUGCAGGAGAAGAUUACGCUGCUGGUGAACAAUGCCGCGCCGGUGCCCAGGCUGGGCAUUCAGAGGUAUGAGUGGUGGUCGGAAGCGCUUCAUGGGGUGUCCAAUGUGGGCCCAGGUGUUAAAUUCGGUGGGGCCAUUCCUGCGGCCACCAGCUUUCCUCAAGUCAUCACCACUGCGGCUGCUUUCAAUGAGUCACUUUGGGAGAAAAUCGGAGAGGUGGUGUCUGAUGAAGCUAGAGCAAUGUACAAUGAAGGAACGGCUGGUUUGACAUAUUGGAGCCCGAACGUGAACAUAUUCCGAGAUCCUCGAUGGGGUCGGGGCCAAGAGACACCUGGAGAAGACCCACUUUUGGCCUCAAAGUAUGCAGCUAGAUAUGUCCAGGGACUCCAAGGCAAUGAUAUUGCUGGAGAUAGGCUUAAGGUCGCUGCAUGUUGCAAACACUACACGGCCUAUGAUCUUGAUAAUUGGAGAGGGGCGGAUCGCUUCCAUUUCAAUGCCAGAGUCAGUAAGCAGGACUUGGAGGACACCUAUAACGUGCCAUUUAAGGCAUGUGUGCUGGAAGGGAAAGUUGCCAGUAUAAUGUGCUCAUACAAUCAAGUCAAUGGAAAGCCCACCUGUGCUGAUCCUCAUCUACUCAAAGACAUUGUCCGGGGAGAGUGGCACCUAAAUGGAUACAUCGUCUCGGACUGUGACUCCGUACAAGUUCUAUAUGAACAGCAACAUUACACAGCUUUACCAGAAGAAGCGGCUGCAGAUUCAAUCAAAUCAGGCUUGGAUUUGGACUGUGGACCCUUCUUGGCAGUGCACACAGAGCAGGCCGUGAGAAGAGGCCUGUUAAGUGAAGUUGACGUUAACAAUGCAUUAUCAAACACAAUUGCGGUGCAAAUGAGGUUAGGUAUGUUUGAUGGGGAGCGAUCAGCACAUCCAUUUGAGCGGUUGGGCUCAAAAGAUGUAUGCACCCCAGCCCACCAACAGCUAGCCCUUGAGGCUGCUAGACAAGGUAUAGUUCUACUCAAAAAUCAUGGGUCGUCAUUGCCACUGUCCACCAAGUCUCACCGAACUGUAGCAGUUAUUGGGCCCAAUUCCGAUGUUACAGUUACAAUGAUAGGAAAUUAUGCUGGUAUUGCGUGUGGUUACACAAGCCCACUACAAGGCAUAGGAAGAUAUGCUAGGACCAUUCACCAAGUCGGGUGCGUCAAUGUUGCCUGCAAUGGGGUACAAGGGUUUGAACUGGCGGAGGCUGCGGCCCGGCAAGCUGAUGCAACUGUUUUGGUAAUGGGAUUGGACCAAUCUAUUGAGGCAGAGUUUAGAGACAGGGUAGGGCUCCUCUUGCCAGGACGCCAACAAGAGCUUGUUUCAAGGGUGUCCAAAGCCUCCAGAGGGCCUACCGUGUUGGUGUUGAUGAGUGGUGGACCUAUUGAUGUGUCGUUUGCGAAGUACGAUCCCAAAAUCAGUGCCAUCCUAUGGGCUGGCUAUCCUGGUCAGGCUGGAGGAGCUGCCAUUGCAGAUGUGUUGUUUGGUACAACCAAUCCAGGAGGAAAACUUCCCAUGACAUGGUACCCACAGGGCUACGUAGCAAGGCUGCCAAUGACAAUCAUGGACAUGCGAGCAAACCCAUCAAAAGGCUACCCUGGUCGUACCUACAGAUUCUACAAGGGUCCUGUGGUGUUCCCUUUUGGCUACGGCUUGAGCUACACCAAAUUCAACAUGGGACUAGCCCAUGCUCCAAAGGAUAUCACCGUCACUGUCCCCCAUGCCUUGAGAAACUCCUCCAUGAUAAGCAAUGGUGUCAAGAUCAAGCACAUGACUAACUGCGAUGAACUCAUAGUACCCGUUCACAUUGAUGUGAAAAAUACAGGAACUUUGGAUGGGAGUCAUUCGCUUCUUCUAUUCUCAACCCCACCUCCUGGGAUGCAGUGGUUUAGCAACAAGCAAUUAAUAGGCUUUGAGAAAGUUAAUGUUGCAGUUGGGAGUAAGCAACGAGUCAAGAUUGAUGUUCAAGUGUGCAAGCACCUCAGCGUCGUCGACAAAUAUGGAAUUCGAAAAAUUCCAAUGGGUGAACAUAAACUUCAAAUCGGAGAUGAUCUUGAGCAUUUGAUUUCAGUCCAAGCAAGUCUAGAAGAUAUCAAUCCAGCACGACCUUAAAACUUAUAUAUAUGAUGGUAACUGAAUCUAAUUAAUUAGGUCAACAAUGACCAUUUGGUUUAGGUUGUAAUGUGAUAUUUGGGAUUUGUUAGGAGUUGUGACUUCAAAUCAAAAGAUUUGAAAUGAUCAAUGGAUUUAAGAUUUAUUGUUAAUUUGCAUC
Molecule: messenger RNA, 2624 nt
Organism: Juglans microcarpa x Juglans regia
Lineage: Eukaryota; Viridiplantae; Streptophyta; Magnoliopsida; Fagales; Juglandaceae
Product: putative beta-D-xylosidase
Exons: 8
Coding region: 113-2464 (783 amino acids)
Biological process (GO): arabinan catabolic process; xylan catabolic process
Cellular component (GO): plant-type cell wall
Molecular function (GO): alpha-L-arabinofuranosidase activity; xylan 1,4-beta-xylosidase activity
Source: RefSeq, a predicted model, not a curated record